AUGUCUCUGGUCUUCGCGAGGGCCCUUGCAAGCGGCCCUUUUGCUUCCAAUGGCCUCGCCCGAGUGAGACCCAUUGCGCUCCUCUCGGCCGGCCUUCUGCUGUCCGCCGUCGGACAUGCCGCGCCACUCAAGCACAUCCCCAUCGCAGUCCUCGAGGAGGAUCUGCCCAAGGAUCCGAGCGAUGCCAGCCUCUGGAUCUACCUGAGCGUCGCCGUCGCUCUCGUGCUGCUUGGAGGUGUCUUUGCCGGUCUAACCAUUGCCCUCAUGGGCCAAGAUGAGAUCUACCUCCAGGUCCUCGCUGCGUCCGGUGAAGCCUCCGAGCGCAAAAAUGCCGCACGCGUGCUUCGUCUUCUCCAGAAGGGCAAGCACUGGGUCUUGGUCACACUACUUCUCAGCAACGUUAUCACCAACGAGACGCUGCCUAUCGUUCUCGAUCGCUCGCUUGGCGGAGGCUGGCCGGCCGUCGUCAGCAGUACCGUCCUGAUUGUCAUUUUCGGUGAAGUUGUCCCCCAGAGUAUCUGCGUCCGCUAUGGCCUGCCAAUUGGAGCAUGGAUGUCGCCCAUCGUGCUCGGCCUGAUGUGGAUCAUGUGUCCCGUCGCCUGGCCCACUGCGAAAUUGCUGGACUACCUCUUGGGAGAGGACCACGGAACAACAUACAAGAAGGCUGGCCUGAAGACGCUGGUUACUCUGCACAAAACUCUUGGCGAAAGCCCCGAGGAGCGUCUGAACCAGGAUGAAGUUACAAUUAUCAGUGCUGUGCUGGAUCUUAAGGAGAAGCCCGUGGGCAGCAUCAUGACCCCGAUGAAUGACGUUUUCACCAUGUCUGCCGAUACCGUGCUCGAUGAGAAGAUGAUGGACACGAUUCUCUCGGCUGGCUACUCCAGAAUCCCCAUCUACCAGCCUGACAACCCGCGAAACUUCGUUGGCAUGCUCCUGGUUAAGCUGCUGAUUACCUACGACCCCGAGGACUGCAAGCAAGUCCGUGACUUCGCUCUGGCCACUCUUCCUGAGACCCGCCCCGAGACCAGCUGCCUGGACAUUGUCAACUUCUUCCAGGAGGGCAAGUCUCACAUGGUGCUUGUUUCCGACUUUCCCGGUGAAUCGUUUGGUGCCCUUGGUGUCGUUACUCUCGAGGAUGUGAUUGAGGAGCUUAUCGGAGAGGAAAUCAUCGACGAGUCUGACGUGUUCAUUGAUGUCCACAAAGCCAUUCGCCGCAUCACCCCCUCGCCCCGCAAUCGUGUCCCCAAGGGCGAGAUCGUCGCCGAGCGUCAUCUGGACGAGCUCGAUGCCGAUGAGAAUACUGCUUUGCUGGGAAACGAGACGCGCAGGAAGAGCACCGACAGCAGUCGUGUGUUGGGAACCAGCCCUCAAGUCAAGUUCUUGAUGCGUCGCAGCAGCAGUGGUCAUGGUUCCAUCGGAAAAGCCAAGCCAAUGAGCCUUCGCAGUGAUACUCCCUCCGAGUUGAGAGAGCAUCUCAAGCACCUUGGACCGUCCAAUGCUGCCAGCAACCCUAGGUCUACUCGCAUCAGCACUGUGAAGAUCAAACCAAGUGUCAGCACCAUCCCUGAAGGAACUUCUGAAAAUGGAAAUGGCAAGGCCCCGGCUGCUCCCUCGGAGCUGGACCCCCACCCCCUGACCGGACCGACCGCUCUCUCGGGUGGCAUCGGUGAAGGUGUUCUCGCCAACAGUGGCAGUGACGCCAGAGAUGGUGCUCAUGCUGUCGCUACGAGCUAUGGCGCUAUUGGAAACAGUGCGCCACUUGCUGACUCCGAACGCCCUCUGUCCAAGAAGUCCUCGAACGCGAGCAACUCCUCAUCUAAAAAGAAGAUUGUUAUCGACAAUCGCCCCUUCGGCGACCGUAGAUCGAACAGUUCUAGCACCGUUGGCUCGGUGAACAGUGGAUCCGCCCCUCGCUCUCCUAAUGCCGGAAAGUCUGUCGUCAGGUCGGGCUCAAUAUCGGAAAACGUCAUCGACGUCAAUGGCGUCAAGAAGAUGGUUCUCGAUGUCUCGAGCAGCUCGGACGACGAGCAGGAUCGCAAGGGUUCCAGCCACUCUCAUCACUCGCACGGUUCGUCGCACAAGAAUUGGGGCAGCAGCAGCGGUCACAGCGGCUUUGUUAACAUCGAGUCUACAGCAGGUAAACAGUCUGAGAGUGAAGCUGGCCCCGCUAACGUGGACGGCUCAAAGGAUGACUCGAAGGAUGACUCAAAGGAUGAUGACCAUGCUAGCGCCACUGGUGAUAGCCAAGUACUGCCUGGUGUUUCCGGAACGCAAAAGAAGAAGAGGAAGAAGCGUGCCAACAAGAAGAAGAAGGGUACGUGGUAA
Molecule: messenger RNA, 2325 nt
Organism: Lasiodiplodia theobromae
Lineage: Eukaryota; Fungi; Ascomycota; Dothideomycetes; Botryosphaeriales; Botryosphaeriaceae
Exons: 4
Coding region: 1-2325 (774 amino acids)
Biological process (GO): magnesium ion homeostasis
Cellular component (GO): intracellular membrane-bounded organelle
Source: RefSeq, a predicted model, not a curated record